CCUAAACCUGUAAUGACCCGCACGGAACUCAAAGUAUCCAGAAGCCUGGAUCCAUCCACAACGAAGACCCUAAACGUUGUCAGCAAAGACGGCAGCAUAGCCCAAUUAAUCGUCAAACGAAAGGACCCCACUACACCACCCCCUACAGACAACAACAAUUACAACAUCAAUUUCUUCGACACCUACGGCGACGAGAUGCAAAACUACGAAUCCAAAAUGUUCCCUCAGCAGGACGAUAGCAGGAACGUGCGGGAAAUCGACAACAAAGCGAAUUGGAUACCGAUUUCAUCGGGAUACUACCAACCCUCCGCUGUAGACAUGCAAACCGUUGCUUUGAUACGAAACUUGACCAACAGGAACUUGAUUUCGAUACGAGCUUUGAAGCAACUAGCCCAAAGCAGCAGAUUACCCAUCGCGCCGCGACCAGUUAACGUUCAAUCAGAAGAAAUAUACAUGAAACCCACCAACGAAAUCAAACGCGGAAAAUCCCUAACAUCCAGCAUUCCGGUCAUCGAAGGAGUUAGAGUACCCGACGAUCCCUCUGACAAAAAAACCUGGAGGAACGCCAGAGUGAUCAACAACAAACUGGUCCCCUACGAAGCCGGUUACAAACCACCCAGAGCCAUAGCCCUCGAGGAGCUGAUAUACCCGAUAUCCAGCGACAAGAAACCGGCGAACCGGCAACCACUGGGGCCCUUCUCCAAAGAGGACAAUUUCAAGCGUCCGGGCGAGCGGGAGGCCUCCUACGGCCCGUUCACCGUCCGCGACAACGACGAAUUGGACAAACUCGACGCGGAGGAGAGCAAAUCGCUGUUGAAGUUCAGCUCCAGCGAGCACAGCUCCUAUCCCAGCGACCUGGAGCACUACAUCGAAGAGGUGAACGCCAAGGAAGCGGCGAAAGUUUACUACAACAAGCGCCAAUACAGGUCGAGUAAAGAUGGUGCGCAAUCGUUCGAGAGAAGGAUGCUACAAUAUCCCGUGGAGAUAUCGUACCCGAAUUCCGCUUUGUAUACCUCCCAAACUACUAAGUUGAGCCCGGUGAAUUUUAACGAUGGUGUUAGGACACCCGUUUUGCAAUAUGCUCAUCCAGAAUUGGGCGUGCAAUCAGCCAAAGUAACCACAGACGAUGAAUUAAAAGAGUACAACAAAGAACGCAAUUCCUAUUCCUACGACACCGGAAGACACUCGCAAUAUUACAACAACCUCAACACCAUCAACUACCACAGAAAAGACGUGCUGAAUUACCCCUACGACACCUACUACAUCGAAACGAAAAACGAGCCGCCGUUUUGGAUCAAACUGACGGAAAAAAUCAGGGAUAAAGUGCAGAACAGCUUCCAUCGGAUGCACCAAUUCGCGAAGCCCGUGUUCGAUCCCCUGGUGGAAGCCACGCAGAAGAUUUCCCACAACCUGGGCUUUGGUAAUAGGAAAUAUGCUCAGGAUCGCACGGGAGUGGUGCCGGUGGACGCCUCCGUGGUGUUACCAGCCUUGGGGCUCGUCGCCGGAGGGGCCGCUUUAGGUCUGGGAGCGGCGGCCGUGGGUCACUAUUUCACGCCCAUAGAACUCCAAAGGUCCUAUCCUAACGAUAUCGUACUCUUGAUUAAAGACGGCGAGAAUCGCGGGAGGAUCAAGCGCAGCUUGGAGGAUUAUCGCCUGCAGGAAUUGCAGAAAGACGAAGAGCAUUUCGCGGAGAACUUCGAGUUGUCUUCGAUGGACGUUUGGUCGGACACGCCUUGCGCGAAGAAGAUAUUUUGCGAGGUCCUGGUGCAGCAACACCCCGAUGAAAGUAUAUUAAUGGAGAAGAAAAUGCAAGACUUGUUAUUAAGAGUCCAUCCAGACAUCGCUUCUCAGGCUGCUGGUCAUCUUGAAGAGGUCAUGGAGGCUGUAAAAUUUCGGAAUUGUGCCAAAUUUGUCUGUAGGACUCCGAUUGUAAUUUCUUCUAAGGCUGCGUAGAUUUAAAAGGAGUAUAGUUUAUGUAAUUUAUUUCGCGAAUUUUAGCUUGGCUAGUGUUCGAUGCGUUUUUGUAACAAAAUAGCCACGACAACGAAAAUUAGGUAAUUUUUUGUGAAUAUUAUUUUGGUACAAAAGAGGAAAUUGGUACUAACUAAUUAUUUUAAUGUGUAUCUACAACCACAGCUUUAAAUUUGAAGGUUUAUUAGUAUUCUUGGCCGC
Phyllotreta striolata is the source of this 2172-nucleotide messenger RNA. NCBI's taxonomy places the organism in Eukaryota, Metazoa, Arthropoda, Insecta, Coleoptera, Chrysomelidae. The record is from the annotation of a GenBank genome assembly.